Molecule: messenger RNA, 861 nt
Organism: Didymodactylos carnosus
Lineage: Eukaryota; Metazoa; Rotifera; Eurotatoria; Philodinida; Philodinidae
Source: the annotation of a GenBank genome assembly
AUGUCAGCAAUAAUCAACGCUUUAUUUGGUACUUAUCCAGAUACAGAAAAUCCAGCGACUCCAAAUGUAGUUGAAGUAACAUCAUCGGAUCAUAGUGGAGCCGCAGUUCAUACAGCGGUUAGUGACGAUGUUCGAGUGAAAUCCGUUGUAAAUACAUCAACAACAACAACUGUCAACCUGCAAAGUCAAGCAAAAAUUGAUGAAUUAAUGAGAAAAUUAGGUACGACACAUAGUCAAGUUGAUGAAUAUGCCAAGAGACGCACGGAAGAAAUCAGUGCUGAUGUUGCUGCUAAUAUUCAAAGAAUUGUCACAGAAACGCAAGUCAAUCAACAGCUGCUCUUAUCUGAUGCUCAUGUUCAGAGUAUUCAAAUUGAAGAAGAAUAUAAAUGUGCAUUACAAAAAUAUGUAGAAGAAUUAGAUGCAAAAAAAGCAUCUAAAUUAGCUCAACUAGAGAGAGAUUUAAAUGUACGACAAGAAUUAAUGUUGGAAUUGGCGAAAAAACAAAUUGAUCAAUUGAAUGAUGCGGCUAAUCAAGCGAAAAUGAAUAUACUUAAGGACGCUCAGGAGCAUGCUAAUAUGCAAAUUAAUCAAAUAACAGAUCAAGUCGCUCUACUGGGAGCCGAAGAUGCUCAACGACGUCUUCAAUCGACUACAACCACUGUGAUCACAACAAACACAAAUGCAACAAGUAAUAUACAUGCACCUACAACUGCCGUUGAUGUGCAUCAGCAAGCAGCAAACAAUUUAGCUGCUGUAUCCGGAACGGUGAUUGAAACAGAGAAAUCUACACAUGUCGAAACAACGACAUCAUCAACAACGGAUUCUACUACCGGAACAAAUCAACAACAUUUUACUCAAUAA